Molecule: messenger RNA, 1723 nt
Organism: Stomoxys calcitrans (stable fly)
Lineage: Eukaryota; Metazoa; Arthropoda; Insecta; Diptera; Muscidae
Gene: Elp4
Product: elongator complex protein 4
Exons: 4
Coding region: 86-1456 (456 amino acids)
Biological process (GO): tRNA wobble uridine modification
Cellular component (GO): elongator holoenzyme complex; cytoplasm; transcription elongation factor complex
Source: RefSeq, a predicted model, not a curated record
UACGGUUGUGGCUCGUAGAGUUUAUCUGAAAAAUUGUGCCGCCUGCCUGACUCAAUCAAUAUCAGUAAACAAUUGGUUUCGAGUUAUGUCAAGUUUUCGCAAAAGAAAUGUGCAAAAGCAGAUACCAUUUACUAGGACCAGUCCGCAAACUGGACAAGUGAUAACCUCAAGUGGAAAUCCCUCAUUGGAUGUCAUAUUGGGUGGUGGUCUUCCUAUUGGCUCCAUAUGCCUCAUCGAGGAGGACAAAUUUGUUACAUACUCCAAAGUAUUGGCCAAAUAUUUUAUGGCCGAGGGCAUUUUGUCCAAACAAACUGUAUUCCUAGGCAGUCUGGAUGACAGUCCCAAGGAUGUUAUACUCAAAUUACCCAAACCACUGGAUGACAACGAAGUUGAAAAGGAUAAAAUUGAAACACAAAUGGAGGUUGAAGAGAAUCCUGAUAUAGCCAAGAAUGGCUUACGCAUUGCAUGGCGCUACAAUGAUCUGCCUAUGGUCAAUUCUGAAAAGACCAACACUCAAAUUGGCCAUCAUUUCAAUCUGAUGGAACAAAUGGACAUCAACAUGCUAAAAUAUGCCGACACUAUAACUUGGUCCGAUGACCCUUUGGACAAUGAGAUUGUUGUUAACCAAGACGAUGAUGAUGAUGACGAAGAAGAGGUGGCCAAUCAUUAUGACAAUGACAGUGAUGCCACCUAUGUCAUGGACUCCAGCAAAGACAUGGAAAUAGAAAAUGAGAAUAAUUCUUCCAAUACCCUUAAUCCGCCACCACCUACAACGGCAGAUGAUAAAAAUGCCACCGGCUCGACGGAGACCUCAUCGUCAUUGCCCACACCACCACCGCCGAUUUGUAAGCCACCAGCAAAGACACAACUAUUCGAAAAUGCAAAAUAUUUUCGCCUACUCAAAGAGAUUCAGCAGUUAUUGCGCGAUGAUAAAUUCCAUUCGGGAGGUUUUUUGAUUAAGAAAAGCCUAUGUCGUGUUUGCAUAACCUCAUUGGCCUCACCCAUGUGGUAUGAUGACAAUUAUGGGGAGGAUCUAUUGAAAUUCUUGACUAUUUUGCGAGCAGCGGUGCGUUCUUCGGUAUCGGUGUGUUUUAUAACCAUGCCCAUGCAUUUGGUGGCGAAAUAUGAUGAUACCUUGGUUUCAAAAAUACGCAAUUUAGUGGAUUAUGCCAUUGAACUGGAGUCAUUUGCCGGCUCGGACAAAGAAACAAAUCCCGCGUUCAAGGAAUACCAUGGUUUGAUACAUUUACGCAAAAUAACAGCUAUUAACACAUUAAGUGCCUAUAUGCCAGAGACCACAGAUUUGGCAUUUAAACUGAGGCGCAAGAAGUUUGUUAUAGAAAAAUUGCAUUUACCUCCAGAAUUACAAGAAGACACCAAUGCCAUGGAUACACAGCCCACACUGAGCUGUGGCAGUAACAUAAGUCCAAAGAGUAACAAUUCAUUGGAUUUUUGAAUGAAAUGCAUGAUCCAAGUAAAAGCAACAAAAAAAAAAAAAACCAGGAAAACAAAACAAACAAAAAGUACAAGCAACAAGUUAACCAGCUGCAAGCAAACACAACAAACAACUAAAAAAAGUUUCUUAAUAUAUUUUUUAAAAGAACACAAACCUUGAGGAUCCUCCUUCGAAGCAGUGUAUCUUCAAAGGGUUAAACAAAUAGAAAUAUCUAAAAUCUAAAAAUGUUGUAAAAUAUCAUUAAGCGAUUUUGCUACAAACAGAUAA